AUGUCGGAUGCGGCGGCGCCCAGGACCGGCGCCUCCGCCAUCGUCGCGUCGGACGCAGCUGCGCCCAGCACUGGCGCCUCCGCCGUCGCUGCGUCGGGUGCGGCCGCGCCCAGGACCGGCGCCUCCGCCGUCGCUGCGUUGGGUAAGGCCGCGCCCAGGACCGGCGCCUCCGCCGCCGUUGCAUCUGCCGCGCCCGUCACCGGCGCCCCCGCCGCUACAGAGUUAGGUGCUGCUGAGUCUGGUAAUGAUGCGCCUGUCAGCACCGCAUCGGGCACCAUUGGGCUGGCAGAGGUCACUAUACCUGAGGAUCCCGCACCCGCCGUCGCCGCUGCUAUCGCUGCCGAGGCCGCGGUCACCUGGGCACCAGCUGACGAGCCGGCGAUGGAAGAAGAACUGCUGGGGCGAGGAGCCCUGGCAACAAAGCGGAGAAGCCUUCAGCAAAAGCAGAAGCACCUAGCACAGGGGAAGAGAGCAGAGUAA
Panicum virgatum (switchgrass) is the source of this 480-nucleotide messenger RNA. Its product is annotated as repressed By RIM101 protein 1-like. Bases 1 to 480 code for a protein of 159 amino acids. The record is from RefSeq and is a predicted model, not a curated record. NCBI's taxonomy places the organism in Eukaryota, Viridiplantae, Streptophyta, Magnoliopsida, Poales, Poaceae. The transcript has a single exon.